This is a messenger RNA of Candida albicans SC5314, 2358 nucleotides long. RefSeq names its product Rim20p (gene RIM20). Lineage: Eukaryota; Fungi; Ascomycota; Pichiomycetes; Serinales; Debaryomycetaceae. Bases 1 to 2358 code for a protein of 785 amino acids. The transcript has a single exon. The record is from RefSeq and is a predicted model, not a curated record. Gene Ontology annotation, cellular component: endosome. Gene Ontology annotation, molecular function: protein binding.
AUGAAUACAAACUUAUUAUUUAUACCAUUAAAACAAUCCAGUGUAUUGGAUUUAGGUGAUGAAUUGAGACAAGUUAUCACCAAUAACUACUUCCAACCGGCGUCAUCUUUCAAUUCCGAUUUGAUUUACAUAACUCAAUUGCGCAAUCAAGUUGCCCAGAUCAAGAAUGUCAAUGAUGAACUCGGGAAAACCAGUCAAGAUGAUUCAAUUUUACUAGAAUAUUUACAAGUUUUAAAUACUUUACAGAAUAAGUUUUCUGAUGAUUGUGUUGAAUUUGCUUGGUUUGACACUUUGGCUUAUGGUCCUCAAGGACCUUAUCGAUAUCGUUCAUUAAAGAUUGAGAAACUUAAUGUCAUUUAUCAAAUUGGAUCCUUAUAUUCUCAAAUAGCCAUUUCUGAACUGAGACAUACUGAUAUAGGACUUAAAAGAGCAUGUCAUUAUUUCCAAUUAUCAGCUGGGUGUUUUAUGUUUAUUAAUAAUUUUUUAAUUGAGACAAUAAAAAAUAAAAAUGAUCCCUUGGUGUUACUGAUUCCCCUAAGUAUGCAACUGUCUACUAUUCAAUGCCUAGAAUACUUGAUGUUAGCACAGGCACAAGAAACUAUUUGGCAAAAAGCUAUUAAUAACAACUCUAUGAAAGAUUCUGUUGUUGCAAGAUUAUCGAUCCAAACAUCUGAAUAUUACUCCAAAGCCUUAGAUUUCGGUAAUUCAUCAGACCUCAUUAAAUUGGAAUGGAUAAAUCAUAUGAAGGUGAAGAAAUUACAUUUUUUGGCAGCAGCCCAUUUAAGAUCAAGUACUAUUGCAGCUGACUCAUUUCAAUAUGGAGAACAAGUAGCCCAUUUACGCGUGGCAUCCCAGGCUGUUGAUCAAGCAUUGAAAAGUAAAAAGUAUGUUAAUAGUCUAGUAUUAGAAGACUUGCAGGGUUUAGCAGAUGUCAUAAAAGUUAGACUAAGGACAGCUGAAAAAGAUAAUGAUUUGGUGUAUUUAAAAAUCGUGCCUCAAGAGAAGGAAUUGAAAACUAUUAUUGGUGUUUCAAUGGUAAAGUCAAUUAUUCCAGAAGCGUUUGAACAAAAACCAGAAUCCAAUACUGAGAUAUUUAAAGAGCUUUUGCCAUAUGUAAUUAUACACGUUGCACAAGCAAUGAGGGAAAGACAGGAUGAAUACGUACAAACAAAGUUUCAUACCCCUAUUCUGAGUUUAAACAAUAUGCUUGUUAAAUUUCUAAUAGAUCGUGAUUUACCUUCUUCAAUCGAUUCGAUUCAACAGCCUGAGAAUAUUCCAGAUUCUGUGAUUCAUCAUUCUCAAGAAAUCUUGAAAACUGGAGGUGUUGAUUUUAUUGACAAAGCUUUUAAAGAGUUGGACAAAUUAAAACUUGAGUGUAAUCAUUUGUUGCAAGAGUGUGAAACACGAAUUGAUUUGGAUAGGAGUGAAGAUGACAUGCUUAGAAGAAAACAAGGUUCAACAAGAUGGACUCGUAAAUCUACUGAUGAUGCAGCACAAGAGUUAAUUAAGAAAGUAGAUAAAAUGAAACAAUAUUUGUUACAGGCUAACAACGGAGAUGGUUUUGUUUUGAAAAAGUUUUACGACAUCAAACCAGCCUUGGAUGUCUAUUCUAGUGGAUACAAAGCUUUAUCACAAUAUAUUCCAAAUUCUCAAUAUAUUGAAUUACCGGAACAGUUACUGAUAGUGAUCAGUGAUUUAAGAAGCUGUUUAGCCCGAGCAAAUACACUUGAAUCUGAAAGAAAAGAGUUUUUACAAACAUUGGAAAUCAGGAGUCGAGACAACAGCAUAUUACCUAAACUAAUUACGGAGUAUAACUCAAAUCGUUCCAAGUAUCAAACUGAAAACGGAGAAUUUAAUUUCAAUGCGUUUGAAAGUGUCUACGAGAAACAUAUGAAACUAUUUGAUUCUGAUAUUAAGUAUAUUGCAAGAACCAGAGACUCGCAGAUGACAUUAGAACAUGAAAUCGAUUCAAUUAAUCAAAAAUUUGUACAAGAAUUUAAAUCGUUACAAAAUUCUUCUAAUGAAAAACGUCAACAAGUACUUCAGUAUUUGGAAACAGCAUAUGAGAAAUUUUUGGAAAUCAUUAACAACUUAACUGAAGGAUCUAAGUUUUAUACUGAUUUCAUUGAAAAAGGAAGUGCAGUUUUGCAAGAAUGUGAGGAAUAUUUGUAUAGACGAAGAGUUGAGAGUCGAGACUUAGAAUUAGCUAUUAGUAACUCGUUCCAACAACAACAACAAGUGCAAGAACAAAAUGAACAAUUAAGUGUUCCCAGAAACUAUAGUAACGAUAAGUUGAUAUCACCGAAAACUAGUAAACCUGGUUUAUGGAAUCCCAAUUCAGACAUUCAAUUCAGUUAG